This is a messenger RNA of Meloidogyne enterolobii, 396 nucleotides long. Lineage: Eukaryota; Metazoa; Nematoda; Chromadorea; Rhabditida; Meloidogynidae. The record is from the annotation of a GenBank genome assembly.
AUGGGAGAAAAAGAAAAGUUUGUUACUAAACUUGAAGAGAAAAAUUCGUCUUUAGAGAAUGAAAUUAAUAAGAAAAUUCAAAAAAUAAAUGCUGAUCAUGAGAAUGAAAUUAAAGAAUUAAAACAAACAUUUAAACAAUUAAUUGAUGAUAAAAUAAAAGAAAUUGAAAAUAAAUUUUUGGAGGAGAAGGGAAAAAAUGAAAAUGAGAAGAAAAUAAUUGAGGAGAAAAAUGAAUGUUUAGAAAAUGAAAUGAAAAUUUUAAAAGAAGAAUUACAACAAUUAAUUAAUGAAAAAAUUAAAGAAAAUACUAAUCAAAUCUCUAAUUUAAAUCAAAUUAUUGAACAAAAAGAUGAAAAAAUUAUUUCUUUGGAAGAACAAUUUAAUCAGGUAAUUUAA